Molecule: messenger RNA, 2762 nt
Organism: Pyrus x bretschneideri (Chinese white pear)
Lineage: Eukaryota; Viridiplantae; Streptophyta; Magnoliopsida; Rosales; Rosaceae
Product: UDP-N-acetylmuramoyl-L-alanyl-D-glutamate--2,6-diaminopimelate ligase MurE homolog, chloroplastic
Exons: 6
Coding region: 72-2375 (767 amino acids)
Biological process (GO): regulation of cell shape; cell division; biosynthetic process
Cellular component (GO): cytoplasm
Molecular function (GO): acid-amino acid ligase activity; ATP binding
Source: RefSeq, a predicted model, not a curated record
CCCCUAUCCCCUUCCCCAUCGCCAAAACCUCUCCCUCUCUCUCAUCAGUCUCUGCAACCUCAAUCUCUCUCAUGGCCUUCACUUUCCUCUCAAUCCCCCACUUUCUCUCUCCUCAACCCCACUUUCUCUCUCUAAGACCCAAUUUCACCUCCCUCAAACCCUCAAUUCCCUCCCUUUCCACCCGGCCGAUUAAGCCCACCCACGCAAUCGGGCCGGACGGCAAAUACUACCCGGACCCGGCCGACGACGACCCGCCGGAAGCCCCGGAAGACUCGGGCCACGGAGUGUCCAAGUUCCAGCAAAUCCAGCGGCAGGCCUCGCGGCACCGCAAGCUCCAAGAGGAAGACUACUUAAAGCACCAGGACACCUUCCUCAACGCCAUUGCUGACGUGGAGGACGCGCCGGAGAAUCCCAAUUCCGUAGUCAACGACAACUCCGGGGACGAUUUGUUUGGCGACAUCGACCAGGCGAUUGCCUUGAAACGCAAGGAGUUUGUGAAGCAGGGGCUUCUGAAGCCAAACCCUAAGAAAGAGAUUGUGGCGGUUGACGAAUUGGACCCUGAGGAGGUAGUGGAUUUGGAGGAGAUUGAGGAGCUUCAGGGGAUUAGGGUUGUUGGCGAGGACGAAGAGGAAGACGGGCCGGAGAAAUUCGAUCCCAAGGUCAGUGAUUUGGAUGGUAAAGAUGGGAUUUUGCGUUUGAAUUCUGAAUUUGAUUUGGAUUUUGAUAAUUAUGGUAAAACUAGGGCUAGGAUUGUGGAACCUAAGUUUAAAAUGAGCUUGGCUGAGCUUUUGGAUGAGAGUAAAGUGGUACCCGUGUCGGUUUAUGGUGACUUAGAGGUUGAGAUUACAGGAAUUCAACACGAUUCGAGGGUGGUUAAUGCCGGUGAUUUGUUUGUGUGCUGUGUUGGGAGCAAGACCGACGGGCAUUUGUAUUUGAGUGAGGCUAUUAAGAGAGGUGCGGUGGCUGUUGUAGCGAGUAAAGAGAUAUACAUGGAGGAAAGUCUGGGGUGUAAGGCAUUGGUCAUUGUGGAAGAUACAAAUGCGGAUUUACCUGCAUUGGCUGCGUCGUUUUAUCGGUACCCGUCGAAGAAUAUGGCGGUGAUUGGGAUAACGGGAACAAAUGGGAAGACCACAACUGCAUAUUUGAUAAAGGGUAUGUAUGAAGCGAUGGGAUUGAGGACCGGUAUGUUGAGUACAGUUGCAUAUUACGUGCAUGGGGAUAAUAAGUUGGAGUCACCUAACACGACCCCGGAUGCUGUUUUGGUUCAAAAUUUGAUGGCUAAGAUGCUCCAUAAUGGGGCUGAAGCCGUUGUCAUGGAGGCUUCUUCUCAUGGUCUUGCUCUAUCCAGGUGCGAUGAAGUUGACUUUGACAUAGCAGUUUUCACAAAUUUAACGAGAGACCAUCUGGAUUUUCACAAGACUGAGGAGGAGUAUAGGGAUGCAAAGGCUAAGUUGUUUUCAAGGAUGGUGGAUCCGGAACGGCACAGGAAAGUUGUGAACAUUGAUGAUCCGAAUGCAACCUUCUUUAUUGCACAAGGCAACCCAGAUGUUCCAGUUGUGACCUUUGCCAUGGAGAAUACGAAUGCAGACGUUCACCCCUUGAAGUUUGAACUUUCCUUGUUUGAGACACAGGUUUUAGUCAAUACUCCAAAUGGUAUAUUGGAGAUAUCAUCAGGCUUACUUGGAAGACAUAAUAUAUACAAUAUACUGGCUGCUGUGGCUGUUGGGAUUGCAGUCGGAGCACCAUUGGAGGAUAUCGUUAGAGGAAUUGAAGAGGUUGAUGCAGUUCCAGGGAGGUGUGAAUUAAUAGAUGAGGAACAGGCCUUUGGAGUAAUUGUGGACUAUGCUCAUACUCCUGAUGCCUUGUCUAGGCUAUUGGAUUCUGUAAGGGAGCUUGGUUCAAGGAGGAUUAUUACUGUAAUUGGUUGUCCUGGAGAGAGUGACAGAGGGAAAAGACCCAUGAUGACGAAGAUUGCAACAGAUAAAAGUGACGUGACCAUACUGACGUCUGACAAUCCAAAGAAUGAAGAUCCAUUGGACAUCUUGGAUGAUAUGUUGGCUGGUGUAGGAUGGACAAUGCAAGAUUACUUAAAACACGGGGAGAACGAUUACUACCCACCUCUUGCAAAUGGUCAUAGGCUUUUCCUUCAUGAUAUUAGACGAGUAGCUGUACGUUGUGCUGUUGCCAUGGGCGAGGAAGGUGAUAUGGUUGUGGUUGCUGGCAAAGGGCAUGAAGCAUAUCAGAUCGAAGGUGACAAAAAAGAGUUCUUUGAUGACCGGGAAGAGUGCCGAGAGGCAUUACAGUACGUUGAUGAGCUUCACCAAGCUGGAAUAGACACAAGUGAAUUUCCAUGGAGGUUACCUGAAAGUCAUUGAUCUUUUAUAAAAGGAGUACAUUUUGCUAAGGCGAACGGAAGUAUACUUCCACGUUGUUUUGACGUACAAUAGGAGAUACUUUAUCUAGAAUGCAUGUGACCAAGUGUGUAUCAACCUUUGUCUGGUCAAGUCAACGAUAUACAUUAUAUGCGAAGGCAGUCGAUAACAGCUUCUUGGUUACUAAGACUGGUUGGUGAGGAGUUGGUCUUUUGAGGCAGUGUUGUUUUGGAGAAAGCUGAAAAAUUUUAACCCUAGAAAGGUUAUUAGGUGACACAAUUUUUGUAAGGCUAUGCUUGUGUAGAAUGUAGAAUGUACUCGUAGCUGAGAUCCUGGAUUUGCCAAUGUCACAAUUUAAAUUAACCCAAUUGAUUGGUCCUGUUAGCUCUC